CAAUCCCUUUGAGCAUUGCGUGACAGGUUGGAUAUAAAAGCUAUCCAAAUAUUGGAUCUGUCACGACAGAGUAUUCCAAGUAUUCAUAAAACAUGUUUUUAGCUUCUCAACCAUUGGCAACGUUCGAAGGACUGAAUGCUACCACCGAUCUACAAGCCGUUUUAUCAGAAGACAUAGAAAAAGGUUUCCAAAGGCAGGGCGGCACCAUUCGUAAUGAAACAAUCCCUCUUCAUGAAGAUAUUCCAGAGGAAGUUACAAAACAGCAAACGAAUAUUCCUCACUUGCGCCCCAUUGAUUAUGUUUUCAGUGAACGCUCUUUGAAGUAUCUGCACACUAUUACUGCCGAAUAUUUCAGGACACCGCUGACGGAAGCUUUCAAUUGGAAUGAAGCCGCCGAAAGACUUGGCGAAGAACAAGAAGGAGAAUGGUUUAUUGUUGCAUUCAGAAGCAUUCGAAAUGAGCAAGCCGACCAUAAAAAACUCUACGAUGCUGACGCUUUAGCGCACGAAGAAGCAAUUCGGAGUGGCGGUUUACUAAAGUACUGGUAUGGAACGUUGAACGAAAAUAGAGAGUGCCUUGCCAUGUGCAUAUGGUCUAAUCGAGAUUUUGCGAAGAUAGCGACAACAAAGCCACUACAUCUGAAGGCUGUCUCGCUAGCACGGCAAAUGUAUGAGUCGUACCAACUAGAGCGAUACCAGUUAGUCAAAAGAAAAGGCGAAAACCACUUCCAUAUAGUUCCGCUAUAAUUCCUCCUAUCAGAUACAACUCAUAUAGUUUUAAUUAGCCACUCUAGAACCUGUUGUACGUGGUUCAUACACUGAAUUUACAAAGGAUUUAAUAUCUGGGCAUCCAACUUUUUUUUUCAAUACAUAUAACUUACAUCUUUCAUCCAAAAGUGAACGGUUGUCAAGGCAAUCGCUGACCCACUUCAUACUGACAAAUCGAGGUUGUCGUCGGCUAUGGACACGCAGUAUUUGCUUUAGCAAUAUGAU
This is a messenger RNA of Umbelopsis ramanniana AG, 992 nucleotides long. RefSeq lists its product as uncharacterized. Bases 93 to 746 code for a protein of 217 amino acids. Lineage: Eukaryota; Fungi; Mucoromycota; Umbelopsidomycetes; Umbelopsidales; Umbelopsidaceae. The record is from RefSeq and is a predicted model, not a curated record. The transcript is spliced from 2 exons.